Lactuca saligna is the source of this 537-nucleotide messenger RNA. NCBI's taxonomy places the organism in Eukaryota, Viridiplantae, Streptophyta, Magnoliopsida, Asterales, Asteraceae. The record is from the annotation of a GenBank genome assembly.
AUGGUUGUUCUCUCUGAAUUUUCUGGAGGAUCUUCAUCUUCUUCAUCAACUCAUGAUCAUAGAUAUGAUGUAUUUUUAAAUUUCAGAGGUGUUGACACUCGUAAGAGUUUCACUAAUCACCUUUAUAAUGCCCUCAUUCAUGCCAAUAUCACCACCUUCUUGGAUGAUGAAGAGAUUGAAACUGGGGAAGAUCUGAAACCAGAUUUGGAGAGUGCCAUUAAAGCAUCUAGAGCUUCUGUUGUCAUUUUGUCUGAAAAUUAUGCUAUUUCCACCUGGUGUCUUGAUGAACUAGUAUUGAUCCUUGAGCAACGUAUGAAAUCAAAUCAUGUUGUAAUCCCCAUCUUUUAUCAUAUUGAGCCCACCCAUGUCAGGAACCAAGAAAAUAGCUUUGGAGAUGCAAUGGCUAAGCAUAGACAAAAGAUGGAAGCAGAGACAAAUUCAAAUAAAAGAAGUAAAUUGGCUCAAAAGAUGGAAAAAUGGUAUAAAGCGCUCGUAGAAGUUGCUGGUUUAAAAGGGAAGGAUGCAAAUGGAAGGUAA